Aspergillus mulundensis is the source of this 1629-nucleotide messenger RNA. Its product is annotated as DEAD/DEAH box helicase. Lineage: Eukaryota; Fungi; Ascomycota; Eurotiomycetes; Eurotiales; Aspergillaceae. The transcript is spliced from 8 exons. The coding region runs from base 1 to 1629 and encodes 542 amino acids. The record is from RefSeq and is a predicted model, not a curated record.
AUGGAAAUCUAUGGCAUGAUGAGGGCUCUUGAGUCCGUCCGCGGCUCGAUGGGCCUAAGCAAUGAUCAUCCGCGAGCAAGUCCGCCUCUUAGGAAAAGGCACCGACCUAUAAGAAAAAGUCACUCAGCUGCGCGAGCCAACCCAUCCCCGAACACGCAUACAUUCCGGAUCCAGCGCUCAACGGAGGACGGCGAGCUCUUUCUCUCCUUCCCCAACGGAACGAGUUUCAACCAUCUAUUUGAGAAAAUAGUCAAAGCACUUGAUGGCCUUCGCGAUCUACCCGGCUUUAAGCUGGAUGCCCUGGCGCAGCUUAGUGCGGUUGUUGAUGCUGUGAGAAGAGCGGCCAAGGCAAAGGACGCGAAGUUUCGGGUCAAUGUCAAUGUCUAUGGUCUUGAGAGCAACCGGGAUAAAGUUGGUGGAGAGCUUUCGAGGUCCAAUCUGUUUUGCAGGCUGGAGGAGAUGGAGGAGAGUGAUACCAAGGGGGAAGAGGGAGUUCUUAAGGUCGAGGCUGAGCAGGAGGAAGAGGGAGUUAUGGCCCUGCCUAAACAAGAUCAUGACUUUAAGCAGACAAUAGCCAAGGUCUUUGGGUCUUUACGACACCAAGAGGAAGCCCUCAACUUUGUAGCGCAGCGUGAGACGGGAAAUAUCUCGGAUAAGUACCAUUUAUGGCAGCCAAAGAUGGUAAACGGGGAGAAAGUCUUCCGCCAUGUUAUCACCAACACCACGGAGCGCGAACACCCAGACAAGAGUGACGGGGAAUUUCUUGCUAACAAGAUGGGUAUGGGAAAGCCACCUACCAUGCUUAUUCUUAUAGGAAAGACAAUGCACGAUGCCCGUGAGUGGGUUACCCUAAGCAUCGCAAGAGGCUGCCAGAUACAGCCCUGGCUAAGACCACUUGUCGGGCUAUGCUGGUUGUUGUCCCCUCAAGAGGCUGACACCGUCAGUCACCUCAAAGGCAGCAUGAAGAUCAUGCUUUACUAUGGCCGCUCGCGCAAAGAAGCCCUAGACAGCAGCGAUCGAUUCGAGAUUGUUACCGCAACAUGCAACACCCUCGCCAAGGACGUAUUAACCCAGACUCUCUUAGGCGAAACGGAACUUCCUCGACGAGGAGGCAGAUGCCGGUGCCGUCAGCCACUGGCCGUUAUUUCAAGGGAGAGGAGUCCACAGCAUAUUGAGAAGCGCGGACAUGCUCUGUGCGAGGAUUGCUGCAUGGGCAUUGUACAACGAGCAGAUGGCAGGGUGCACUGCCCGCUAUGCCAGUCCCUCAGACGGCCAAAUUCGGAUAUCCCCCAUGCUCAAGAGCUAUCUCCUGUCGGAAGGCAUAAUCUCACCUACUGGACCCGCACCCUCGACCUUAUAGCGCGCCAUCUCCGUUCUGCGAAAACCCGCUUCCGUCGCAUCGACGGCAAGGCACUUUCCUCGAAGCGCCAACAAAUCCUCGACCGCUUCGAUGGAACGCGUGACGGGACCAGCAACGUUCCCCGUUCUAGUCAUGACAGCCGGAACUGGAGCAUUCGGUCUGAACCCCAGUCGGUGAAUAGAGUGUUUAUCGUUGAGCCGCAGUGGAAUCCAAGUGUAGAGAGUCAGGCUGUUGCUCGCGCUAUCAGAUUGGCUGAUUUCUUUUGGUAG